Messenger RNA from Nestor notabilis (Kea), 270 nucleotides. RefSeq names its product mitochondrial ribosomal protein S36 (gene KGD4). Lineage: Eukaryota; Metazoa; Chordata; Aves; Psittaciformes; Psittacidae. The annotation marks the transcript as partial. The record is from RefSeq and is a predicted model, not a curated record. Gene Ontology annotation, biological process: 2-oxoglutarate metabolic process. The transcript is spliced from 3 exons.
GUAGUCAAGCCACAUACUCCAUUAAUUAAAUUCCCUGACAGAUUGAGUGGUCCCAGACCUAAAAUACAGGAAUCUCCACCAGCAAGUGUGACAUCUCUUCAUGCUUCAAAAGCACAGGAGUCUCUAGGAGGCAGACCACCACCCUCUGUUAGUAGAGUACAAGGUACACCAGACACUUACGAAUUAGCAAGAACCUUACCUCAGAAAUACAGAAGGAAACUUAUGACAGAUGAAGAGAUCGGCUAUAUUCAACGUGGAGGUCCAGAAUAA